AAAGGCAUAUGGAUCAACCGCUAUCACGAGCACGAACUCCCAGGGUCAUCAAUUUACAACGGCGUCGACCUGACGGACCCUGUUGUGGAUUUCCUGAAGUUCACAGGGAAUAAUGAAUCAAUGGUUGAUAAAGAUCUUGUGGUGUGGGCAAACGUUGGGUUCUGCCACAUACCUUCAAAUGAGGACAUUCCGCAUACCUCAAUGCACUACUCCACCUACAGUGUAAUUGUUAAACCAAUCAACUUUUUCGAUGCCCCACCCCAGGUGGAUGUCAAAGGACCAGCUUACACCCAUGAU
This is a messenger RNA of Dibothriocephalus latus, 297 nucleotides long. The record is from the annotation of a GenBank genome assembly. NCBI's taxonomy places the organism in Eukaryota, Metazoa, Platyhelminthes, Cestoda, Diphyllobothriidea, Diphyllobothriidae.